GGGAGGUGAGUGCGCGCGCGCCUGCUCGUCUGCCGCUGGAGAGUCGCGCGGGGCGGGGCCGCGUGAGCGGGGUCGGGGGCGCGGGCGCGCAGGCCCAAGCGGACUGGAGACGCAGAGGCAGUUGGCGGUGGCUGACGGAAAGUCCUGGCAGGACUGGGAGGGACUGCGGCGCAGAUACCGGUCCCGCGGGCAGAAGCAGAGACCGCGGGUUGAGGCGGCCGUUCCAACGCGUGCUCUCUAGGCGGGGUGCGGCGGGGAUGUGCCUGCCCCGGCCGGGCGGAGUCUCUGUGACAGGGCGGGGGAUGCGCGGACGCCGCUUGCUCGGACCCUAGGGCGGCUGGGCCCACCCUCGCGGAACCGUCCGACCCCCGGCGGCCUCGGCCUCUGCUGUUUUUGUCCGGCCUGACCCUGGAAACCGAGGGUGGGAAGCGGCUACUGCAGAAGAGGAAGGGGCUGUGGUGGCCACCGCGGCACAGCCCGAGGUGUAAGAUGGAAUCUCAGAGUUGUUUUGAUUUGCAUUUCUCUGAUGACUAAGGAUGUUGAACAUUUCCUGCCAGCCGUUUUUGAUUCCUCCGUUGAGACUUCUCUGUUUAGUUCUUUUGCCAAGAAGAUGGUUUUCCAAGUCCUGAAUGCAUACUGUCCGUUCUGAUGGGACAAGAUCCAAUAUGAAUGUAAGUGAUGGAGGAAGACGACGCUUUGAGGAUAAUGAACAUACAUUACGAAUAUAUCCCGGGACAAUUUCAGAAGGAACAAUUUACUGUCCAGUUCCUGCCAGAAAAAACUCCACAGCUGCUGAGGUGAUUGAUUCUCUUAUAAAUAGACUUCACCUAGACAAAACAAAAUGUUACGUCUUAGCAGAGGUAAAGGAAUUUGGUGGAGAAGAAUGGAUACUCAAUCCAACCGACUGUCCAGUUCAAAGAAUGAUGUUAUGGCCUCGGAUGGCUUUGGAAAAUCGCUUGAGUGGAGAGGAUUACCGCUUUCUUCUGAGAGAAAAAAAUCUUGAUGGAUCAAUCCAUUAUGGUAGCCUUCAGUCAUGGCUACGGGUAACCGAAGAACGCCGCAGGAUGAUGGAACGGGGUUUCCUUCCACAGCCUCAACAGAAGGACUUUGAUGAUUUAUGUAGCUUACCUGAUUUGAAUGAGAAAACUCUUUUAGAAAACCUACGGAAUCGCUUUAAGCAUGAAAAAAUUUAUACUUAUGUUGGCAGUAUUCUAAUAGCUAUUAACCCAUUCAAAUUUCUUCCUAUUUAUAACCCUAAAUAUGUCAAAAUGUAUGAUAACCACCAGUUGGGAAAACUUGAACCCCACAUAUAUGCUGUGGCAGAUGUAGCAUAUCAUGCUAUGCUUCAGCGCAAAAAGAAUCAGUGUAUUGUGAUUUCAGGAGAGAGUGGUUCUGGAAAGACACAAAGCACAAACUUUCUUAUUCAUCACCUUACUGCCCUCAGUCAGAAAGGAUUUGCUAGUGGAGUAGAACAGAUUAUUCUUGGAGCUGGACCAGUACUUGAGGCUUUUGGAAAUGCAAAGACAGCUCAUAAUAACAAUUCAAGUCGUUUUGGCAAGUUUAUUCAAGUAAAUUACCAAGAAACAGGCACUGUACUUGGGGCGUAUGUUGAAAAGUAUCUACUGGAGAAAUCUAGACUUGUUUAUCAAGAGCAUAAUGAACGGAACUAUCAUGUAUUCUAUUACCUCCUCGCAGGAGCAAGUGAAGAAGAGAGGUUAGCAUUUCAUCUUAAGCAGCCUGAGGAGUACCAUUAUCUCAAUCAGAUAACAAAGAAACCCCUAAGACAGAGCUGGGAUGAUUAUUGCUAUGAUUCUGAGCCGGAUUGCUUCACAGUGGAGGGAGAAGAUUUGAGGCAUGAUUUUGAACGCUUACAAUUGGCCAUGGAAAUGGUAGGAUUUCUCCCCAAGACACGGAGACAGAUUUUCUCUCUGCUCUCAGCAAUACUACAUUUGGGUAAUAUCUCCUAUAAAAAGAAGACCUAUCGGGAUGACUCUAUUGACAUCUGUAAUCCUGAAGUACUGCCUAUUGUCUCAGAAUUAUUAGAAGUUAAAGAAGAGAUGCUCUUUGAAGCAUUAGUUACAAGGAAGACGGUGACAGUGGGAGAAAAACUUAUUUUACCAUAUAAGCUGGCAGAGGCUGUGACAGUGAGAAACUCCAUGGCUAAAUCUUUAUAUAGUGCUCUGUUUGACUGGAUCGUGUUUCGUAUUAAUCAUGCACUUCUAAAUAGUAAAGAUUUGGAACAUGAUACCAAGACUUUGUCCAUUGGUGUUCUUGAUAUUUUUGGGUUUGAAGACUAUGAAAAUAAUAGUUUUGAGCAGUUCUGUAUUAAUUUUGCUAAUGAACGUUUACAACACUACUUUAAUCAGCAUAUCUUUAAGUUGGAACAAGAAGAAUAUAGAACUGAAGGUAUCAGUUGGCACAACAUAGAUUAUAUUGAUAAUACUUGCUGCAUAAAUCUUAUUAGUAAAAAACCAACAGGACUGCUCCAUCUUUUGGAUGAAGAAAGCAAUUUUCCACAGGCUACAAAUCAAACUUUACUAGACAAGUUUAAACAUCAACAUGAAGAGAAUUCUUAUAUUGAAUUUCCAGCUGUGAUGGAACCUGCUUUUAUCAUAAAACAUUAUGCUGGAAAAGUAAAAUAUGGAGUAAAGGAUUUUCGGGAAAAAAAUACAGAUCAUAUGCGUCCAGACAUUGUGGCUCUUCUGAGAAGUAGCAGGAAUGCUUUUGUCUCCGGGAUGACUGGAAUUGAUCCUGUAGCUGUUUUCCGAUGGGCAGUUCUCCGGGCUUUUUUCAGAGCUGUGGUUGCUUUCAGGGAAGCUGGGAAAAGAUACAUUCAGAGAAAAACUGGACAUGAUGAUACAACGCCAUGUGCAAUUUUGAAAAGUAUGGAUAGUUUUAGCUUUCUCCAACACCCAGUCCACCAGAGGAGCUUAGAGAUUCUGCAGAGGUGCAAGGAAGAGAAGUACAGUAUAACCCGUAAAAACCCAAGAACACCUCUUUCUGAUCUUCAGGGCAUGAAUACUCUAAAUGAAAAAAAUCAACAUGAUACAUUUGAUAUUUCUUGGAAUGUCAGAACUGGCAUUCGCCAAAGCAGACUACCAACUAGCAACACUUCCUUGCUUGAUAAAGAUGGGAUAUUUGCUAAUUCAGCAAGCAGCAAACUCCUGGAAAGAGCUCAUGGAAUUCUCACACGAAACAAAAACUUCAGAUCAAAACCUGUUCUUCCAAAGCACUUGCUGGAGGUAAAUUCUUUGAAGCAUCUAACAAGACUCACCCUACAGGAUCGGAUUACCAAAUCCCUUCUUCAUCUGCACAAGAAAAAGAAACCUCCCAGUAUCAGCGCCCAGUUUCAGGCCUCCUUAAGCAAGCUGAUGGAGACACUUGAUCAAGCAGAACCAUAUUUUGUAAAAUGUAUUCGCUCCAAUGCUGAAAAGCUACCCUUAAGAUUCAAUGAUACUUUGGUGCUAAGACAGCUUCGGUACACUGGAAUGCUGGAGACAGUUCGAAUUCGUCAAUCAGGAUAUAGCUCCAAGUAUUCUUUCCAGGAUUUUGUGAGUCACUUUCAUGUACUUCUUCCCCGAAAUAUUAUCCCUUCUAAAUUUAACAUUCAAGAUUUCUUCAGGAAAAUAAAUAUUAAUCCUGAUAAUUACCAAGUUGGAAAAACGAUGGUUUUCCUAAAGGAGCAUGAACGACAGCACUUACAAGAUCUGCUUCACCAGGAAGUGCUUCGAAGAAUUGUACUAUUGCAGCGGUGGUUUAGGGUCUUGCUCUCUAGGCAACAGUUCCUCCAUUUGAGACAGGCAUCUGUUAUUAUCCAGCGUUUCUGGAGGAAUUACCUAAAUCAAAAGCAUGUCAGAAAUGCGACUGUGAAGAAAGAUGCUUUGAUUAUGGCUAGUGCAGCAUCCCUUCUCCAAGCUUCCUGGCGUGCUCACUUAGAGAGACAGCGAUACUUGGAGUUACGAGCUGCAGCUGUCAUUAUCCAGCAGAGGUGGAGGGAACUGUGUAGAUGCCGACACAGGGCUGCUACCUGUAUACAGGCAAGGUGGAGGAGCUACAGGCAAAGUAAGAAGUACAAAGAACAAAGGAACAAAAUUAUCCUUUUACAGUCAACAUAUAGAGGAUUCAGAGCAAGACAAAGAUAUAAAGCUUUAAAAGAGCAAAGGCUAAAAGAAACAAAACUAGAGCAUGGAUUGGUGCAUGUCAAGGCAUGUGGAACUCUAGAAAUUCAGGGUUCAGACCCUUCUGAGUGGGAGGAUCGUUCUUUUGACAACAGAGUGAAAGCCAUAGAGGAAUGUAAAUCUGUGAUAGAGAGUAAUCGAAUUAGCCGUGAAAGUUCCAUGGAUUUCUCAAAGGAGUCUCCAGACAAGCAGCAUGAGAGAGGCAGAAGCCAAAGUGGUACGGACUUGCAGGAAGAAGUGAUUGUAAGACAGAGACCCAAGUCCUUGGAGGAUCUCCAUCAGAAAAAAGUAGGUCGAGCCAAAAGGGAAAGUCGGAGAAUGAGAGAAUUAGAGCAAGCUAUAUUUAGCUUAGAAUUGCUGAAAGUUCGCUCUCUUGGUGGUGUGUCUCCUUCAGAGGAACGUAGAUGGUCUUCAGAACUGGCUCCGGAAGGCCUGCAGUCUCCACAGGGUACACCUGAUAGUGAGAGUUCACAAGGAAGCUUAGAACUUCUGACUUGUGAGGAGAGCCAACAGAGCAAACCAGAGUCCCUCAUUUUAGAUGAGGGAGAAUUGAAGAUUCCAUCACCCAAUAUAUCUGCUAAUCCAAAAUUCCAUUCACAAGACAAUGUUCUUAGUGCCUCAAGGGACACUAGCUCCGUAUUGACUCGAAAAGGAGCAUCUUGUGAUUCAGAGCAUUUGAAGAAUGGGACUGCUAAGGAAAAGCUGGUCUGUUCUGAACCUAUCUCCUGUAAACCCCAGAUGAGAGACUCUUUUGUUUCAAGUAGUCUACCUACAUUUUUUUAUAUUCCCCAUCAAGAACCUCUAAAAACAAGUUCCCAACCAGACACAAGUAUCCAAAGAAACAAACUGCUGGAAAGAGAAGCCACUUUGAAUACAGCUAUUACUUUAGAUAUCAACAGGGAAGCCAGGAAGUGUCAGUUCUCAGGAGAUCAAGUGAUUCCUUUGAAUACAGAUGCUUCGUGUACUGUGCUUAAGAAGUUGGAAAAGCUGAAUACUGAAAAGGAGAAAAGGCAAAAGCAGUUACAGCAGCAGAAUGAAAAAGAAAUGAUGGAACAGAUUCGUCAACAGACAGAUAUUUUAGAGAAGGAACGUAAAGCCUUCAAGACGGUUGAACAGGCACGCACUGAGGAAUCUCUCUUGGCACCAUCUUUUUAUCAGCCAAGACAAAGAGUAGAAAGGCCAUCUUCUCUGCAUAUCCAAAAUACCCCAAGUGAGGGAGAAGCUGGUGUAGUAGGUUCCCCAUCAGCAGUCACUAAAAGAGAUACAGCUCUUGCCACAAAAGAUAGUUCCUCCAUUCAUUUACCUCCGAAAGACCGACCUGUCACCCUCUUCUUUGAAAGAAAAGGAAGCCCAUGCCAAUCAAAGACUGCCAGGGAAUUAUCCAAGACAGAAAGAAUAGGCACCCAACAUGUUGCCUGUAAACUCUCUAAUAACCGCAUUACAGAAAGAGAACACUUUAGGUCAACUCACUCUUAUGGCCACAGACCUGAUGACCCUUCCAGAGGGGGAAAUUCAAGAGCCAUUUUCUUCACACCAAAAGACAAUAUGAUUAUUCCACCUGUACAGAGUGGAAAUCCUCAAGUUCACAAACAAGAUGAACCAGCUUGGAAAUCUAAAUUUGCAGGGCCGGGCCAACGAGAGGUUGCCAGACCGGCCCAUAAAAAGAAAGCUCGAAUGGCGCGGACGCGCUCCGAUUUCUUGACUAGAGGUACUUUUCCCGAUGGGGAGGGGGAUACAGAGGAAGAUGAUUACGAUGACAUUAUUGAGCCCCUUCUCUCCCUUGACCAAGCUUCUCACUCUGAGCUAGGGCCUGUAUCCAGCCUGGGUCAGGCCUCUCACAGUGACUCCGAAAUGACAUCACAACGAUUUUCUUCAGUUGAUGAGCAAGCAAAGCUCCAUAAGGCUAUGUCUCAAGGAGAGAUUACAAAAUUGGCAGUAAGACAGAAGUCUUCAGAUUUGGACAUAAGACCCCAGAGAGCAAAGAUGAGAUUCUGGGCCAAAGGGAAACAAGGAGAGAAGAAGACUACUAGAGUAAAACCUGCUCCCCAGUCAGAGGUCUCGUCACUCUUUCCUGGCUCAGAUGGGACAUCUGCUAAUCCCUUUUCAGAUGAAUUAACUCAGUAUCACCCAACACCUCCUUUGAGCCCAGAACUGCCUGGGAGUUCCCGAAAAGAGUUCAAAGAAAAUAAGGAGCCUUCUCCAAAAGCAAAGCGCAAAAGAGGUGUGAAAAUCAGCAACGUGGCUUUGGAUUCUAUGCAUUGGCAAAAUGACUCUGUCCAAAUCAUAGCAAGUGCCAGUGAUUUAAAAAGUAUGGAUGAAUUUCUUCUGAAAAAGAUGAAUGACCUAGAUAAUGAAGACAGCAAGAAGGAUACAUUAGUGGAUGUCGUAUUUAAAAAAGCCCUGAAAGAAUUUCGGCAGAAUAUCUUCAGCUCUUACUCAUCUGCAUUGGCGAUGGAUGAUGGGAAAAGCAUACGAUACAAAGACCUGUAUGCACUGUUUGAACAGAUUCUGGAAAAGACCAUGAGGCUUGAACAACGUGAUUGGAAUGAAUCUCCAGUGAGAGUUUGGGUUAACACAUUCAAGGUGUUUUUAGAUGAGUACAUGAAUGAAUUCAAGACUCUGGAUAGCACAGCUUCAAAGGUGCCUAAAACAGAAAGAAAGAAAAGAAGGAAAAAAGAAACUGAUUUGGUGGAAGAGCACAACGGCCACAUCUUUAAGGCCACCCAGUAUAGCAUCCCUACAUACUGUGAAUACUGUUCUUCCUUGAUAUGGAUAAUGGACAGAGCCUCUGUUUGCAAAUUGUGUAAGUAUGCUUGCCAUAAGAAGUGCUGUCUGAAAACCACAGCCAAGUGCUCCAAGAAGUAUGAUCCAGAGCUUUCAUCUCGGCAAUUUGGGGUUGAACUGUCUCGAUUGACUAGUGAAGACCGAGCUGUUCCUUUAGUGGUUGAGAAGCUCAUAAACUACAUUGAAAUGCAUGGGCUUUAUACCGAAGGUAUUUACCGAAAGUCUGGUUCAACUAAUAAAAUCAAGGAACUUCGACAAGGUCUAGAUACAGAUGCUGAAAGUGUAAACCUAGAUGACUAUAACAUACAUGUUAUUGCAAGCGUAUUCAAACAAUGGCUUCGAGAUUUGCCCAAUCCACUCAUGACCUUUGAACUCUAUGAGGAAUUUCUUCGAGCUAUGGGCCUUCAGGAGAGAAAGGAGACAAUCCGUGGAGUGUACUCUGUAAUUGAUCAGCUCUCCCGAACUCAUCUCAAUACACUGGAACGCCUCAUCUUUCAUCUAGUUAGGAUUGCGCUACAGGAAGACACUAACCGAAUGUCUGCUAAUGCUCUGGCCAUUGUGUUUGCACCUUGCAUUCUCCGUUGCCCUGACACUACUGACCCACUACAAAGUGUACAAGAUAUCAGUAAGACUACCACCUGUGUGGAGCUGAUUGUUGUAGAACAAAUGAAUAAAUAUAAGGCUCGUCUCAAAGAUAUAAGUAGCCUGGAAUUUGCUGAAAAUAAAGCAAAGACCAGACUAUCACUGAUUCGUAGAUCAAUGAAACCUGUACUAAUUGCAGUUAGAUUUAUGAGCAUUACCCGCAGUUCAGUCUCGGGAAAGGGGCGUAUAAAUCGUGGAAACUAUCCAAGUCCAUCCUCUCCUGUAAUAGUCCGAUUGCCUUCCAUGUCUGAUGUCCCUGAAGAGACCAUGACUAGUGAAACGGCCAUGGAGACUGACAUCACAGAACAGCAGCAAGCAGCAAUGCAGCAGGAGGAAAAAGUGCUGACUGAGCAAAUUGAGAAUUUACAGAAAGAGAAGGAAGAACUAACUUUUGAGAUGCUCGUAUUGGAACCUCGUGCCUCUGAUGACGAAACCCUUGAGUCUGAGGCUUCUAUUGGGACUGCUGAUAGCUCAGAAAAUUUGAACAUGGAUUCUGAAGAGAGAAGCUUAGCCCUUAGCUCCCUGAGAGCAGCUGCCAAGUCUGAGCCUUCAAGCAAGUUGGGAAAACAGCUAAGAAAGCAGCCAGACUCUGUGGACUCAGUCAACUCCUGCGUCUCUUCCUGUUUAUCUAACACUACAUCAUCUCAUGGCACUAGAAAGCGAUUUCAGAUUUAUUCCAAGUCUCCAUUUUACCGAGCUGCCUCAGCUUGUGAGGCCCUGGGUAUGGAAGGACCACUAGGCCAAGCCAAAUCGCUGGAAGACAGGCCUCAGUUCAUCAGCAGAGGAACCUUCAACCCUGAAAAGGGCAAACAAAAACUAAAGAAUGUGAAAAAUUCACCUCAGAAAACCAAAGAGACCCCAGAGGGGACAGUCGCAUCUGGCCGAAAGAAAACUGUGGACCCAGACUGCAGCUCAGCACAGCAGCUACCACCUUUUGGAAAUAAUGAGUUUAUGGUCUGAAUGACAGAUGUGUCCCUAUGUGGCUAGAGUGGUAAACACAUCUCAUCUCUGGGGCCUCUUCUGGUCACUUUGUCCAUAACAGUCCUAAUGGUCCUGCCUCUUGUUCCAGCACUUUGUGUGCUGGAUCACUGGGCUUCCUGCAGAAGUGGCCUCUUUGAAGGUUGCUAGGGAUGGGCCAUCUGUGCCUUGGCUGCUGUCUUUGAUUUGAGAUUCCACUAAACAAAGCCACCUAGGACCUGGGGGAUUUUGGUCAGCAGUUGUUGCCUCUCCCGCAGUACUCUUCCCUUCCCAACAGAUACUUGUUGAACUAGGAGGCUAUUGUGAUCCUGAGGAAUACUCUCAUUUCUAGCUUUUGAAGAAAAUAUACAAACCUCUCUUAACCAUGAAAGCAAAAGCUUUUGAGUUUGUAUUGGGAUAGUUAGGAGCUGUGGUAGAAUAUAUUUUCCCCCAAGGAUUUAUAAGAAGAAAGCCCAAGCCCUCUAUUUUAAGUUUAAUUUAAAAAUACUCCAUGUUAUAUUUUGGAAACAUAAACUAUGAUUUCCAUUAAGCCAUCAGAGCAUGUCUCAGUUAUCUGGUCAUACAGUGAAGAGACCAUGCUUUGUGUUUUGUUGAUGUUGAUAUCAUAGUAAUCAGUACUGGUUUAACUCCUGGUUAGUUCCUGCCAGCUAUGUUGCAUGGGAUAAAGUUCUGGCAGCCAUACUGUCAUGAUAGACUUGAUUAUCAGGUCAGAGUCCUCUAGUCUUUUGUUUGGUUUCUGUGUCACAGACACAUUUAGGUAACCCCUAAAUGUGAAGGCUUCAUCCUGAUUGAUCCAGGCUUUUUUGUUGUUGUAUAGAUUAAACUGAAGACCGUAUCCGAGCCUAUUCACUUGCUGGUGGAAUACCACCAUAGACUCAGACAAAUAAUGUGACCAUGUAAUCAUUUUUCUACAAGUACUCACAACAUUGCAUGAGUGUUAUAGAAAUCUGCCAAAAGAAAUUUAGAAAGUUUUAAUAUGAUCUAUUUAACUUUUAUCUUCUUUUUUUUUUCUCAGACCAUCAGUAUUAGAUGAAAAAAAAUCAAGGACUACUUGAAGCUAUUUUUGUUAAUAUACUUGUUCCUGAAGUUUACUGUAAAUACACAUGUAUAGUAUGCCUAGUUCUUUUUAACUUUGUGCUUCCCCCAUUUUUCCAUGGAGUUUCUUCCUACAGAUGAGAGGCCAUUGGACAGGUGGUGAGAACCACUCACCUCUGGGUUGAGAGAAAAGUAAGGGCAUCUUCUUCAUCACUGGUGGUCUCUAUGUACCUAAGUUAUAAUUUCUGAAACAUCAUGUACUAGCAUUUGUGGGAGUAGAAAUCUUUUUGCUAUUUAUAAUGUAUGUGAAAUGAAACAUGAUGCCCUUUCUUAAGUAUGUGAAAAUGUUUAUUUUUAAAGUAACUAAAUACAUUUUGUCUUAACUACCAUAUGCACUGUUACAAAAAGAGCCUUUACCACCUAUAACCUGAAUUUCGGUUUUCUUCAUUUUCUUUGGUUUGAAGUCAUGAGAAUAAUAAGUCUUCUGUUAAGGCAGGGUCUUUCCUCUUGCACAACACUGAACCUCAUGCCCCUGCUUCAGUGGUCAUUGGCCAGCUCUAGAGAUGAGACUUGUAGCAUCAUUCUGCGCAGCAACUCAUGGUAGCAGGUGUCUUCCCUCUCCCUGGUAUAUAUAGUUCAUCAUCGAAACACAUGAAGGAAGCUUUGAAACUCUCCCCAAAUGAUGGUGGUCAAUCAGUAAAUGUUAAGUUUUAUAUCCCACAAACAUUAACAACAAGAAUGUUGGAUAUUGUCCUAAAGGAACCCAGCAUGACUGUGUCAAGGUGGGGUAACUAUUUUGGGCCUUACACAGUCUAUUUUAGCACUGGGGAGAGCAGCUACUGCUGGGUGUUAACUGUUGCUCUCCACUUUGGUCAAAAUGUUACUUAAUUUUUUUUUUAAGCUAUUGAACAGUUUCCCUUGUUUCAGAGGAAUGGUCUGGGGAAACUUAACACUUGACAUACAUUCUCCCACCUAAAUUUUCAGUUUUUUGUUUGUCUUGUUUUUCUAUAAGGUAAAUUUGGGGCUGAGAAAAAACUGUCUACAUAGGUCACUUUGUAGGAACUAGGUAAUCGAUAUUAAAAGACUUUAUAAUUUUUCUCAGGGACCUAAAUCCUGAAUUUGAAUAAAAUUAAAUAAAAACUUUUUUUUCAGUUGCUAGAUUUGUAAAUUUCCAAUCAUUUAACAAGCUGCCAGGAUGCGCUGGGGGAAAUCCACACAAUCAUAAGAAUGUCUCAGCAAGUGUAGGCCUUCUUUGAGGAAAAGAAUGCUAUUGUUCUUGCUGGUCAGCAGGCACUAUUGGUCUGAUAGAGAUGAAGCCAUAACUCAAUACUGUCAGAACCAAAUGUUCUACUCCCGUCAGUUCUUAUCAGGGUCUCUGCAUCACCACAAAAUGACAAUGUAUUGCAGUCACUCAUGAUACAGUCCGCAUCAGGUUCACAGUUCUCUGUUGCUUUCUGCCUUGCUGCUUUUCUUCACUCAGAAUGCAUCAAAAGAAUCUCCAUGGCAGCAGCAGAGUGGCUUACAUGUGGAGCCCGUGUUCCCAACUUCAGAGCAUUCUAGUCACGUCUAGCCCUCAAAAACAUCUAUAUUUUCUUUUCUACCCACUCAUUAAUAUAUGUUUGUAGCUGUGUAUCAUAGAAAAUGUAGCAGAAACAAAUUCAUUCUGCAUUACAGAUUGAAGAUACUACAGCAAAUGCAGGCAGAAUUCAGGGAGGCAACAUGCUUAGUUUGCACAUAGUUUGUACUUCCUGCCAUUUAGAUAUAUAUGGCCACGCUGGGCUGUUGAAACAAAGGGAGAUAUGACCCUCUUUCUCUGAGUAUUGUUAGGAGGGACAAAAAGAUGUGAGUUCAGGGCACAGGUCACUAGGGCCAACUCUCAGGCUUUGGAAAUCUGCUGUGACUCUUAUCCUUGCAUAGGAUGUGAAGAUAUCAUGUGUUGUACAGUCAAAGAUAUGCUGACAUGUGAUCCGUGGAGGUUGUAUUGUCCCAUCUCUGCCUGUGAGCUCUAUGUUUUCAUCUGUAACUGAUAAGCUAGAGAGAAGAAAGGAUUCUCAGGAGGUGUGUGAAGCUGAGAAAGUUGUAACUAUAGAAAGAAGUUGUCCAGCUGGUUUUCUCGCCCACUCUUAAGUCUUGGUGGGGAAUGGACCUGCAUUCUUCUGUAUUGAAUGGUGUGUUAUAUGCACCCACACACUUAUGAUAACUUCCCAGCACUGUGUCCCAACACCAUGCUGGCCUUAGUAGUAAAAUAUUUAGUCAUUUGUAGGAGACCCAACUUUCUGUGUCCUUAGACCAUGUUUCUCUGGAACAUUCCCAUACUUGAUUUGGUGUUGACUGGGUAAUCUCCAGUGUAUUAGAUCUUAUUAAUCUCUUGGUUUAAACUUCAAAAAAGCUCUACCAAUGGGCCUGUUGCCUUGUACUGAUCCAUUCUUAAUGCCUCUUUAUCAGCCCUCUUAGGUCAUAUAAGAGUUGCACCUCUUGAAUAAAGUAUUUGUAUUUGCUAUGGGAAAGGUGUGGACUACAGAUUAGUAUUAUAUUAUUUUAAUGGAUUUUAAGUAAUUUAUAAGUAUGGUGAGUGUAAAUUUUUAAAAUACUGUAUAUUAUAAAAGGACAUAUCCUGUGAAAUAUGCCACUUUACUGUUUAACAAUUCUAUUAGAAUGAUUUAUCUCAUUCACAGAACUGAUUACAUUCCUGAUGCAAUCAGCAGCACUUUGUAGUUUUUCUUUUUUUUUUUUUUGUUUUUUUUUUUUUUGGAGGGGGCAAGACAUUUGUAUGAAGUGCAGUAUGCGUCACUCAGAAUAUGCACUGUAUGGCCACACAAAAGCAGCUUGCUGAACAAAUCACUCCAUGGCUCAUUAAAGAACAAAGCUUCCAGAAAUGGAAUAUGUGUGGUUUGUUUUCUGGUUCCCAAUCAGAUUCAUAACCCAAAGGAACAACACUGAUUUCUUAUACUGAUAAAGUUAAAAGAAAGGACCCAGUUCCCAGUUGGUAAGUGCAGAAGUGACUUCUGUUAGAACUCAGCUGAAUUCAAAGGAGGAGCAAAGCCAAGGUACUGGUCUGCUGACUGUCAAGACAGUUCAGAGGGAAAUACCAAGAUGGAAGAUUAAAGGCAUCUAACGCUCACUUUCUGUGAAGAAAAAAUGUAUAGCUGCAUUUUGAGGUGAACAAUAG
This is a messenger RNA of Microtus oregoni (creeping vole), 12786 nucleotides long. It is a transcript of the gene Myo9a, whose product is annotated as myosin IXA. The transcript is spliced from 45 exons. NCBI's taxonomy places the organism in Eukaryota, Metazoa, Chordata, Mammalia, Rodentia, Cricetidae. Gene Ontology annotation, molecular function: ATP binding; GTPase activator activity; protein binding. The record is from RefSeq and is a predicted model, not a curated record. Gene Ontology annotation, cellular component: myosin complex. Gene Ontology annotation, biological process: positive regulation of GTPase activity; intracellular signal transduction. Bases 630 to 8564 code for a protein of 2644 amino acids.